CAUAAAUAUCUGUCUUCUCCAGUGAGGGUGCCCCUUACCAUGCCUUUAUUUGAAUACGUUCCCAUAUCUUCCGAUCUGUCUUCCAAAACGGGGUUGUUUUAAACACCUAGGGAUUUCUAUAAAACAUUUACGGCGACAUGGCAAUGCAAAGAUCGUUUCAUUUGUUUCUAUUUUGGUUAACCUGCUUUGAAGUUUUGUUUUGUCAGUAUACGGAAGAGGAUUUUCUGUCCAAUCGCAUACCAAGUCAAACGCCUGCUGUUGUCUCAGAAGGUCCCAACUUUUUUGAAGAAUCGUUCACACGAAAGCCGAAAAAGGUCCCACCUGAAGGAGGAAGUCGAUAUUUAAAUGGAAAGAGGAAACCAAACAUGAGGAACACAGAAUACCUCUAUGAACUUAUGGGAGAUGAUUUCCAACCCGAAUGGAUGUCAACGAAAAAACCAAAGAAACCGUGGAAACCCGUGCCAUUGAGUGAAGUGAGUUUAAAUGUCUCUGAGGAGAUCUUGGCUAAGCAGAAACAUUUAACGCUAUUUAAAAACUUCAAUUUUACGAAAGAACUUGCACAUAUGCAACCAGAUCUUUUGCCUUACGAAAACAUGAUAAAAUCUUGGCUGACGCAGAGAAGUUCAUGCCCAGUUGCUUUUGAAUGGAAGAGCUUAGGGCCCACUUAUUGGCCGCGAUGGUUCCGGAAUGGAAACUGCCUGGAUCGCCAUGGAAAAUGCUCUCUCCCAUUUGGUAUGAAGUGUAUACCUGAAGGAAUAAUACAUCUAUAUUUCUUGCGCUGGAGGUGCACGAAACGCAUCAGAAAAGAAGACAGAUCUGUUGUUUAUGGACUUAGAAAGAAGGAAUCCAAGUUAGAUCGUACAUCCAGGAAAAUUAGAGAAAAAUGUGAGUGGGAAAAAAUAUCUAUACCUAUUACCGUGGCCUGUAGCUGCUCUUGCUAAUUAUCAUUUAGACGACAAAGAAACAAAUGGACAUUUCUUGUUUCGAAACAUUUUUGACAGUAACUGUAAAACCAGCUCAUUUUUUGAUUGCUUCUGGUAGGACAGGACUUAAUAGUAGCUGACAGUACAGCUCUCUACAUGAGUGUCUGCCAGCUACACUUUGUGCCACAUAAAUCGGUGACUUUUAUGAUCCAAUUAUAGAUUUCAGCUGCAAGUUGUUCAACUGCAACUGUCAGUUGAAUGGCUCUUCGUAUUAAACAUUUUCUUGCGUUAUCGAACUAUAUAAUGUGAAUAUUAAACAUAUGCUAGUGUAUUGAGAAUGUAAUUAGACUAUUUAAGCUGCUAUACUUAUUAAAUGUCUACAUAGCAGGUAAUAGCAUUCUAUAUAAUUUCCCUGUUGUAUCGCAGCUGGAUAUAUUGCUAUUUUGAGUAACGCAUGUGUUACCUAAAGUAUUCCCAGAUUUCUUUUUUUGCUUAACUGGCUAUGCUUUACUGCUAAUGUUUUUAAAUACUAUGCGAAA
Stegodyphus dumicola is the source of this 1462-nucleotide messenger RNA. Its product is annotated as noggin-like. Gene Ontology annotation, biological process: dorsal/ventral pattern formation; negative regulation of cell differentiation; negative regulation of BMP signaling pathway. The record is from RefSeq and is a predicted model, not a curated record. Lineage: Eukaryota; Metazoa; Arthropoda; Arachnida; Araneae; Eresidae.